This is a messenger RNA of Patella vulgata (common limpet), 1371 nucleotides long. Its product is annotated as alpha-(1,3)-fucosyltransferase C. The transcript has 2 exons. Gene Ontology annotation, molecular function: alpha-(1->3)-fucosyltransferase activity. The record is from RefSeq and is a predicted model, not a curated record. Bases 31 to 1170 code for a protein of 379 amino acids. Lineage: Eukaryota; Metazoa; Mollusca; Gastropoda; Patellidae. Gene Ontology annotation, cellular component: membrane.
UGGUUUUGUUUUACGACUCAUAGAUAUUCCAUGAAACAUAUUCUAGUGUUUCUGAUCGUGUUCUGUGUAGCUUAUAUCUUAUUAAUAAAUAUAUAUCUGAAAGAUACAUCAAAAAUCAAAUCCAGCUAUAUAAAUAUAUUUCCGGAGAGAUAUUAUAGUAAACGGGAGAUUAAGAGAAUUCUAUUCUGGACCCGAAAUUUUAAAUCGAUCCACUGGCAAACGUAUGAUUAUUAUUCUACUUCGGAUGCAUUUAAAGGUUGUCCUGUGUCCAAAUGUAUUGUCACUGCAGAUAAGACUCUAGUCAACGAUAGCGAUGCUUUGCUUUUCCAUUCACAAGAUCUGACAAAUAUUAUUCUCCCAUCACAUAGAUCACCCGAACAGAUUUAUAUCCUGGCGGGCGUCGAGCCACCUACAAAUUAUAAUAUUAUGAAUCUAGGGCAGUAUUCUAAUGUUUUCAAUUGGACAAUGGGUUACAGAUUUGACAUGGAUGCAUUCAUGGCGUAUGGCAGUUUUGAAAAAUCAUCUGUCAAUAUGGCAGUUAAAAAUGUUGACUUUUCCAAAAAUAAAACUCACAAAGUAGCCUGGGCUGUCGGAAAUUGCUAUCCUUAUUUCCCUCGCCAAUUAAUCGUACAAAAACUGUCAAAAUACAUAGAUGUAGAUAUAUUUGGACAUUGUGGAAAAACAAAACCUAAAUGUAGUAGACUUUGUCCUGAGAUUUUAGGAAAAUACAAGUUUUAUCUUUCCUUCGAGAAUUCCAUGUGCAAAGACUAUGUAACUGAAAAAUUUUGGAAUGCUUUGGUUAGAAAGCAAAUACCUAUCGUCCUAGGAGGGGCUAAUUACACAAAAAUAGCUCCACCAAAAAGUUUUAUAAAUGUUAUGGAUUUCCCAAAUAUUGAAAAAUUAGCCGAACAUUUACAUUACUUGGAUAAAAAUCAUACAGCCUACAACGAGUAUUUUAAAUGGAGAUCUCAUUUUACAGUGUCGGGUAAAUUUACACCUUGGAGAUGUGAAUUAUGCAAAGUUUUACAUGACACUAGUCGACCUGCUCAAGUAUAUACAGAUAUUGUUGGAUGGCUGGGGGAAGAUAACUGUCCACUUAGGAGUUUUAGCAAUCAUAUGAUGAGACACGUCAAUGGAUUCUUGAUCAACAAGGGUAUAAAAUGGUUUUAACGCCAACAGACAAAGUAUUAUAUCUGUUUUACAGAAAAUACAAAUAAAUAAUGUAAUUUUUUUUCCAACAAUCUAUUUAUAUUAGUGUUUACGGUUAUUUAACCGAAUUUCUUGAGUGGUUCCCUCUUGUCAGUGGUGCUUUCGAGGCCAUUUGUAAUGAAGCGACUCGAUGAACGAGGCUAAACAUACCCCACAGGAGAA